Molecule: messenger RNA, 1119 nt
Organism: Limulus polyphemus (Atlantic horseshoe crab)
Lineage: Eukaryota; Metazoa; Arthropoda; Merostomata; Xiphosura; Limulidae
Product: platelet glycoprotein 4-like
Exons: 8
Coding region: 12-674 (220 amino acids)
Cellular component (GO): membrane; cytoplasm
Molecular function (GO): scavenger receptor activity
Source: RefSeq, a predicted model, not a curated record
AGUACUGCAACAUGAUCAAUGAGACAGAUGGAAAUCAGUUUCCACCACAUAUUGAGAAGGACAAUAAAAUAUAUGUCUUUAGUACUGACCUGUGCAGGUCGUUAUACCUUGAAUACGAAAAAAACGUUUUUAUUCGAGGUAUCUCAGCUUAUCGAUUUACCACCCCAACAAAACUUUUUGGUAAUCCCAGCACGAAUCCAAGCAACAAAUGCUUUUGUACAGAUCCCCAAAGCUGUUUACAUGAUGGAACUAUUGAGUUAUCAGCAUGCCAGCAAGGUUCUCCAGUAGUUGCGUCUACACCUCACUUUUAUCAAGGGUCCUCAAAGUACCGAGAAGAUGUGAUUGGAUUCAAACCUGAGAAAACUAAACAUGAAACGUACCUGGAUGUUGAACCAAUGACUGGUUUGGUUCUAAAUGGCAGAAAAGGAAUUCAGCUGAAUGUAUACGUUAAACAGAAUUCUUAUAUAGCAGGUCUAACCAACAUUAAAGAUGUUCUGAUGCCUCUAGCUUGGUUAAGUGAGUCUGCAUCCCUGGAUGAAGAAAAAGCCGAAGAUUUCAGAUGGCAAGUUCAAACUCCUGUGAAAAUUGGUACGGGAACCACGCUGGCAGCAGUUGUUGUUGGAUCGCUGUGGACACUUCUUGCUGCUGGAGCAGCCAUCUUUUUCUCAACGUAAGAGCAGUUCUAUUGGAGUCAGCUCGGAACAUUCAUUCACACCUGUGAAAACCCAACAGAAAAUGCAACGUGGAACCAUUAACAGAGUUCUGGAAGCAUAGCGAGAACUACUGAUAAAUGUAGCAUUGUUGUUAACCCUGUUUGAUGACACUUUCCGAAGCGGAGCCAAGAACCGGCUAAAGAUUUCAAACACUUAUGGUUCAGAUCAGUGUGUUGAUCCAACCAGCAAUUUCUCAGAUCCUUCUCAGUGUUGAUAUGACCAUUCACUAAUACACUAGUUAGAUCCAUAUCACUGUGUGUUAGUACAAGUAUUCACUGAUCCACUGGUUAGAUCCAUAUCACUGUGUGCUAGUACAAAUAUUCACUGAUCCACUAGUUAGAUCCAUAUCACUGUGUGCUAGUACAAAUAUUCACUGAUCCACUGGUUAGAUCCAUAUCACUGUGUG